This is a messenger RNA of Brassicogethes aeneus, 634 nucleotides long. The record is from the annotation of a GenBank genome assembly. NCBI's taxonomy places the organism in Eukaryota, Metazoa, Arthropoda, Insecta, Coleoptera, Nitidulidae.
CCUUGAAACAAGCUUUAAUUCCUUAAAUUUAUAUUUCUUUAAUUUGAGAUAGAAGCAGAUGUCAGAAAAGAGUGAAGUUAUAGAAUGGUCCCGAUACGCAAAAUAUUAUGAUCCAAUCAAAAUUGGCUCAAUUGAUGGGACUGAUGUUGAGCCUCAUGAUAAAGCCAUAGAAAGAGCAAUAAAUUCCGAAUACAAACCAAACAGACACAUAAAAGGGAAACCACAAAAUACCAUUUUCGUAAGCCGUUUAAGCCACAAAACAACUAAAGAAACCAUACAGGAGGUAUUUUCAAAGUAUGGAAGAAUAAGGCGUUUUAGAUUGGUCAAAGAUAUAGUGACGGGUAUUCCAAAAGGUUAUGCCUUUGUGGAAUAUGAAUCGGAAGCUGAUGCAGAAGAAGCAUAUAAGAAUGCCAAUAGAAUUGUUGUGGAUGGGAACUUUAUUUUCGUUGAUUUUGAGUGUGAGAGGUUGCUGAAAGGUUGGAAACCUCGGAGGUUGGGUGGAGGUUUUGGAGGUAAGAAGGAAUCUGGGCAGCUGAGGUUUGGGGGAAGGGAUAGACCCUUUAAAAAACCCAUAGCUCUUGAGAUUAGAGAGAAUGAAGAAAAUUCAAAAAGAAAACGUCGUGAUUAAUUAGGA